AUGAAUGAAGGAGCGUCGGAGCCGGCGAGCACCGAGAGAAUCGUCUUGAAUGUCGGCGGCCAAAAGUUCGAAACUACCGUAUCGACAUUGUCCCGCGUUCCCGACUCUGUACUGUCGGUGAUGAUCAGCGAACGCUGGCAGCGGCCCAACCAGGAGCUGUUCAUCGACCGCGAUCCCACCCAUUUUGGGAAGGUGCUCAACUUUUUGAGAGACGGCGAGCAUUUCGUGGUGCCUGCCAAUUCGGAGACUUGCGAUGAAUUGAGAAGGGAAGCCAAUUUUUACAACUUGCCCCUUUUGGCUGACCUUUGCACACCGAUGAACAUCGAUGUUGGAGAUGUGGUGCAAUGGAAACGCGAUGCCAUUCCGAUCUAUUGGAAACCGUUUGUGCGUUAUAUGGUUGACGACUCGUUGUCACUUCCGUUUAUUUACGAUAGAAACAACCACACUCUUGCCCGUUGCAUUGCUUGCGAGGAAUACCAAGACCCGAAAUGCUCAUAUUUAUUCGAUAUCAACUAUACAGCCUGGGAGCCGAUGAAACAUCACAUGCUCAAUAUGACAGGAGAAGUAACUCAGCUAAUGGGUGAUCAAUGUUGCAUUGUUUCGUGGGAUAACGGACAGCAGAUUCAUUUGCCGAAAUCGGCGCUGAUGCGAAUGCCAGGAAUUGUGAACAUGUGA
This is a messenger RNA of Caenorhabditis bovis, 675 nucleotides long. The record is from the annotation of a GenBank genome assembly. NCBI's taxonomy places the organism in Eukaryota, Metazoa, Nematoda, Chromadorea, Rhabditida, Rhabditidae.